AUGACAACCAACUGUUCUUUUGAAGCUGUGGAUGACCUGAUGAAACAUUUGGAGCUCGUCAUCUACGUGCCCAUUUUCAUCCUCGGUUCUGUCAGUAACGUCGGAGCGCUGUUUGUCUUCUGCCACGUUCUUCCCAAAUGGACUGAGCCGACCGUCUACAUGACCAGCCUGGCGUUGAUGGACCUCGUGCUCCUGUUUCCUCUUCCUUUCAAGAUGCACGCCGCCAAUCACCUGUGGCCGGCUCACAUGCAGAGACUUUGCUCCGCUCUGGAAGGCCUGUACUUCUUCGGAAUUUACGGCAGCAUCUACACUAUCACGAGUAUAUCCGUGGAGCGCUGGUUGGCCUUGUGUCAGCCGUACAAGGCCAAAGAGCGGAGGUCACGCAGAAAAGCCCUGGUGAUCUGCGUAGGCGUGUGGGCGCUGGUUCUCGUGGUCAUUUCGACGACUAUCUCCAGUUUUAGACAACCAGGAGGCGCUGAAAUCCACUGCUUUCAUAGUUUUUCCCCACAAGGCUGGAGGCCGCUGGUGAUCGUCUGCCUUCAGGUGUUUGGGUUCCUGGUGCCCGCCCUGGUCGUGGUGUUUUGCUCGGUGAGGACCAUACGAGCGCUGCAGGGUUUGGAGCAGCACAGCCCGCAGAGCAGAGCCUACAUAAAGUACAUCUAUAGCAGUCUGUGCUCGUUCCUGCUUCCCCUGACGCCCAGUCACUUGGCCAUCCUGCUGCAGUUCCUGGUCCACCAGGGCGAGAUUGUGGACUGUGACUCAAAGACUCGCAUCAGUCUGUUCCUGCAGCUCGCCCUGUGUCUGUCCAACGUCACCUGCUGCCUGGACGCUCUCUGCUAUUACUUCAUUUUUCUGGAGGCCAGGAGCACCAGGAAGAUGUUGAAGUUAUCUACGAGCAGCCACAGGAGGCCCACGUUCAGCACGUCUGAAGUCUGACCUCUGCACAAACCAGGACUAAAUGACUUGUCAGAGCGGACCAGUCUGUAGCAAUAAAGCACCUGACUCCACUGACCACGAACACGAAAACGGAAACGUGAUAUUUGAGACAACACAUGUGGACAUUUCUGUAGCUGUUGUGUUUAUCUGUGACAACGGCAGCUUGUUUUAGUCUUGAGAUAACGCAACUGUAAAGUAAAAAGGUCUGUAGUAAGAUAGAAAAUAAAGUCUAAUAUUGGUGUGUAAGAUAAAACAUAUGUACAUAAAUGUUCAUAUUUAUUCAAAUUUUUAUUACUAUAAUUUGAAACAUUAUAAUAUAAAAAAAAUUACCCAACCCUAUUUUUUUGCAAGACAGACACAUAUAUGUAAAUAAUUUUUAUAAGCUUUUGUAUCUUUUGUAAAUUCAUUCAUUACACAUACAUUAUAAUAUCAUCUUAGUUUCCCUAUUUUUGUUAACAGUAUUUUGUUUGUUUUAAUUUAUUUGACACAUAUAUAACUAAAUACAUUU
Molecule: messenger RNA, 1444 nt
Organism: Periophthalmus magnuspinnatus
Lineage: Eukaryota; Metazoa; Chordata; Actinopteri; Gobiiformes; Gobiidae
Product: G-protein coupled receptor 55
Exons: 2
Coding region: 1-936 (311 amino acids)
Biological process (GO): phospholipase C-activating G protein-coupled receptor signaling pathway; positive regulation of Rho protein signal transduction
Cellular component (GO): membrane
Molecular function (GO): G protein-coupled receptor activity
Source: RefSeq, a predicted model, not a curated record